Peronospora matthiolae is the source of this 1242-nucleotide messenger RNA. The record is from the annotation of a GenBank genome assembly. NCBI's taxonomy places the organism in Eukaryota, Oomycota, Peronosporomycetes, Peronosporales, Peronosporaceae.
AUGGUUCAACAAGUGCUUGGAGGAAAUGGAGGACACGCUGUCCUUUCUGAUGAUGUGUCGAUGGGGGCAAACGGAGAUGUAGAAGCUGUCGAAGGCGCUGCAGAGUGCAAUGACGACGACAUGGGUACAAUAUGUCAUGAGGCUCCGAAGAAGCACUUGGAGACGUCUUUGUGUCCAAGCAGCGCUGUUUCUGCACGUGGAGAGAGUGAUGACGAUUUCGUGGUGCGAUUCUCUGCGGCUCAGCUCAAGGCCAAGAUAGCGCAGGCCAAGUACGAGGUGAAGCUGGCCAUGGACGCCGAGCUGUUGGCUGUUCGCAAGGAACUCGUCGAGCGGCGCUACGAAGUCUUGGACUGUGCUCGGGAGCGAGAGAAGCUUGUGGCUCAGUGCGCAUCGCUUCAAAAGCGACUUGAUGCGUUGUUGCAGGAAAAUAAACAGACGCUGUGCGGCACGCGCGAGGAUCUGCAACUGGAGAAGCUCUUGGCGACGCUGGACGUCGAGAAAGCGGCACGGCAGAAGAUGCAACAGGAGUACGGGAAGCAACGACAAGAGCUGCUGCUGGCCCAAGAUCGAGUAGAGAAACUCGACGUGCAGGUUGCCAAUUAUCAAAAGACAGAGACGGUGCUAGCUCAGUCCGUCGCGCACCUGCAACAGCGCUAUACCAUCAAAGAUCAGCAGCGAGCAGUGUCCGUAGAGCAUGCACAACGAGAGCUGAUCGAGAAGCAUGAGCAAGAAAUUGCAAUGUGUCGUGAGGAGCUGGCGAUUGCCCGACGUACAGAGAAUAUGGCUCGAGAGCAAGUGCAUGAGCAUCAGAAGGAGCUCAAGGCGCUGCGUGACAAUGCGCCGCAAGUGUCACAAUCUGCACAUCACGUCGUUUCAGGAGAAUACCAACUGCAGGAUAAGGUCGCACGGCUUGAGAUUGAAAACGCAGAGCUCCAGCGCAAGGAAGAGCAAGUGCAACAGGCGAACGCUCAGCUUCGCAGCCAGCUCAGUGCUCAGCUCGAGGAGCUUUCAUCGUUGCGGCAUGAGAAGGAAGGGCUGCAACGAGACAACAAAGAAUUGGGCGAGAUUGCCAGCGACUUGAUGCAAAUGGCCGAGAGGCAGUACGCUGAAACCGUAAAGCGCGGUAUCCCUCCUGCAGUAUCGACACAUAGCACCCUGGUUGACACAACUGGAAUGACCCACGAAGAGGACGGAAUCUUUUUGCAAAAGCGGAAAAAGCGCUUACGGUUGUCACUCGGCUAA